AUGCACUCUAUGGGCGAUGUUGGAAAUCAUGGUAACGUUCUGGAAGAUUUCCGAACAUCCGGAUGGUUAGCAAAACGUCCGAGACCACCACUAGACUAUCUGGCGUGUUCGUUUCACAACACACCCUGCCAAUUUACUCACUGCAGCACAUUGCGGCAAGGCGUGUGCCAGGACCCAGGAGACAUUGAUCAAUUGAUGGAGUAUACCCGCGUGCCUUUGACAUUAAGUGAUGAUUCAGAUGAAGAUAUUUUCGUGAAAGAAUAUGCCCGCUAUGGUGAUUUAGAACUGAAUCUACUACCUCCACAAAAUGGCCUGACGUCAACAUCACCACAGCAUCGCAAGCGCAAGAAGAGAAAAUCUCUCUCCACCUGUCAGAUUGUCUCCCUUGUUGUAGGUGUUCUUAUUUUGGUUGUGUCCCUUGGGAUUUUUUUAGCUGUUCAUUCCCAUGCAUCUCAUAUCAGCCAGGAGGUCACAAUAGAAAAUGUCGGAAAUCAUUCCAAGACUGGAAAUCUGUCAAAAAAUUGGAAUAGAAGAUUUGACGGAUUAUUGGAUUCAAUGUCCGAGUCUAACGUAAGACUGUUAGAUGUUGAUGGAGAUGGAUUAGACGAUGUGAUUUUUGCAUCAGCCUCAUCAGACAAUGCUUUAGCCUUCAUGAAGUUGGAUGGAAGUGAAACAAAACUUAAAGAAUUUUGCUUAGGAAAAGGGGAAGAGUAUCCUUGUGUAGGCUACCUGUAUGCCUUACGAGGCUAUGAUGGAGAAGUCCUGUGGAGAGAGAGAGUGUAUUCCUCUGUGACGCUCAUCAAUUGUGCAGACUUUGAUGUGGACAAGGAUGGCUACAAAGACUGUAUUUUGUGUGGUCGUCCUGCUGGUGUUCAGGCUGUUAGUACGCGGACAGGUAAGACAGUAUGGUUUGGUGAUAAAUCUCUGAUGUUUCCAAUGUGGAACACAUUCCAAGUCCUGGCAUUGCCUGAUUUUGAUGGUGAUGGCGUUCCAGAAGUCCUGGUACCUAACGGAGGAGACCCCGAGAAGGAUCCAGAGGACCAUGACCGUGCGGCAGGUCGCCUGUUGAUAUUGUCGGGAGCGACGGGACAGACAAUUGGUCAUCGUUACCUAGAGAUGCCGGACAGUAAAGAAACCUAUUUUAGUCCUGUGAUGUAUACCUGUGAGGAUGGCUCUCAGUACAUCCUGUUCGGAAGUGGUGGGGAGACUGUUCCAGGAGAUUUUAUGAUGAUUUCCCUACCAGAUUUCUACCGCUAUGUUACCGAGAAAGAUGGCAAUGUCCCAGGUGUGCAGGGCCAAUACGACCAGUGGCCAGAUAAGUUAAGGGAUCCGACCACUGGCAUCAUCACAAUCUACAAAGGAACAUUAAAGGGAGUAAUGGUUCCCCCCGUCAUCGUAGAUGUAGACGGAGAUGGAGUGUUUGACAUCAUGGCCUCCGUGUAUGAUGGUAAAAAUAUACUCUACAAUGGAAAGGACCUGAGGAUCAUGUGGUCCGCUGACUUUUCUGGCCAGGAAUCUUACAGUACACCAUCUCCUGGCCAUUUUGAUGAUGAUGGAACUCUGGACUUCAUGACACACUGGAGUAUUGGAGAGUGGCCAGUUUAUAACCAUUCCCAGGCUGUGAUUCUGAGUGGAAAAACAGGAGAGAUAAUCUGGAAGAUUAGUACCAACUGGUACGAGAUGUCCUCCGAUCUGACCGUUCACACCGAGGACCCGCACAGGGACAUGUUCUUGUUCAAAAUAAAGGGACGUGGAGCAAAUGUCCACACAGGCAAAGAUGAGAUUCUGAUACGUAACGAGAAGUUAAAGAAUCCACACCAGCAUGAUGAAAAAAGCCACGUGCAGCGUCGACAUCUUGGGCAUGAAUCCAGAAACAGUACACUAUCAGGUUUAAGUCCCGAAGAUGACUACAGAAAUCACCAUAUCACAUGUGAGGAAAACUCCAACCUCAAGACAGAGCUGUUCCUUAUGGACAGAACGAUUAUUGAUCAGCCAAUCAGAGUCCUGGAAGUACCAGCCCUGCCAUACACAUACACAGUGAAAGGAAAUACAGAUUCCUCAUCAUCAGAAAACCAAACCAUGUGUGUGGUGCUGAUUGUGGAAGAUCGCUCAACAGCUGCCAUGGGAGAUGUUGACGGUGAUGGACAACUGGACAUCGUGUCCAUAACUGGUCUUGUUGGACAACUAGUAGAUGAAGGAUACAGCUAUACAAAGAUGAAGGGGCUUACAAUGGUCAGUAAGGUCAGUGUAGCCCCUCUCCUCGGCGAUACAUCUCAACGGGUCAGCUUCAACCCAGAAUCCAGCUCUAACCAGCAACAGGAGUGGACAGGACGCCUGCUACCCAUGGGGAAACAGAACUGGGCUAGUUAUCUGGGCACCAGGGGCAGCAGUGUCUACAGAGGGCACAGCUGAUCUUCAUCAGGGAUUACCAAUACCCAGGAGCCUCAUGUAAUGAUGAAAUGAAUUCAAAGACACAGGACUAGACUGGGAAAAUCUAAUGCACUACCCAUGACAUUUCUAGAGUUUUCUGUCUUGUCCGAUUUCUCUGGUAGCUUGUGUGUCAAAGUGGCAUCAUGAUAUAGAUGAUGUCAUAUCCAAUUGUUUUUCGGACGCAUAAUAUCCACAAGGGAGGU
Molecule: messenger RNA, 2633 nt
Organism: Pecten maximus
Lineage: Eukaryota; Metazoa; Mollusca; Bivalvia; Pectinida; Pectinidae
Exons: 14
Coding region: 1-2412 (803 amino acids)
Molecular function (GO): protein binding
Source: RefSeq, a predicted model, not a curated record